This is a messenger RNA of Amphimedon queenslandica, 1268 nucleotides long. RefSeq lists its product as uncharacterized. The transcript has 3 exons. The record is from RefSeq and is a predicted model, not a curated record. NCBI's taxonomy places the organism in Eukaryota, Metazoa, Porifera, Demospongiae, Haplosclerida, Niphatidae. Bases 78 to 1097 code for a protein of 339 amino acids.
GUGGCUUUAUAAAGUGCUGAGCUGACCACUUCUUCUAAUUCUGGAGGAGAUAGACAUCUGAUCCUACGGUUCAAUCAAUGAUGGAGGAGGAGGUACACUACGAGCCACAGUCCGUAGAUAAAAGCAAUAAAGGACUAACUCCUCGCGAGAAACUGUGUCGAGUUGUUACGCUUAUCGUAUGCCUCAUAUUAUUGUCCAUAUCCAUAGGAGGAUUGGUCACUUUGAUGAUAAUACCUAAUGCAAACCAUCAGUUACAGACAGCUACGGUACAAGAAUCUGUCACCACCUUACUCCGCACCGUUGAUCCUUACUAUUACAAUGUGCGAGUGAGCACAUCAGACCAUACAUUGGUCAAUGUUAGUAUUGGUACCAUGGCCUGUUCUAGCCUUGUGACAUACUCAACGAGCCAUAUUGAAACCAUCACAGGUCAUCAUCUUAACAGUCACAGUACACGACACAAGUUAGAGCCAUUGGAGAAAUAUGCUUAUCUGGUCUCUGGAUCAAACAUGUUAAUUGAAGUGAAUGUCACAUCUUUUCCUCCUCAUCACUUGCCAGCUAAUGACAUUAGUCUUUACGUCUUCACUGACUGGGACAGUUAUAAUUCUUUCGAUCAGAGCCAGACGACUGUGACAAAAUACUACAAACGAAUCGAGGUUUAUAGUUCCACAGCUAUCACUUUCAUUGUGCGCGAGACUGGGUUUUAUUUGUAUGGAUUGAGUAUUCCAGUGGGAACGAAAUAUCUCUACUCGUAUGAUAUUACAAGAUUCGCUUAUAACUCGACGAAAUCCACAAAUUGCAAGCUGUCCUCUAAAUCAGAAUCCUGUCUGAUCCGUUUUGAUAAUACCAUGCUAAACGAGAAGCAGUGCAUAUUGUCAUCCUGCAGUGGAAAGAAUCACUCCAUUUAUACGAUAAAUAGUGAGCUGGUAAGGAAGCCAGUCACAUCAGGUGCUGCUAUUUUGAUAUCUACUGUUUUCGUUCUCUUAAUGAUCCUUGUUGCUCUUUUGUUUUACGAUUGCUAUCGUUAUAGACUGGACUCUAAACUGACGACUCUUGAUACAUGCGUUUUUAGACGACGCAAAAUUGUCAUAAAACAUUAAUAUGACUCUCUUUUGAUGCAUGAUUAUUUCAUUUAUUCUUAUGAUGCAUGAUUAUUUCAUUUAUUCUUAUGUAGUGUGUAUAAUAAUACAUUUUUUGAUACAUGAUUUGAUUUCUUUGUGUUAUCAUUAUAAUAUGUAGCUUCCAUAAUAAAACAUUUUGAAAAACAAUUU